AUGCCUCCUAAACAGUGGAUCGACAAGAAGAACGCGAGCAAGUUCCAGCUCUUCCACCGAUCCCAAAAUGAUCCGUUGAUCCAUAACGACGAAGCGGAGGACCGCUUCUUGUACCAGGUCGGAGGACCUGCUCCUGCUCCUGCGCCUGCGCCUGCCUCGAAACCCUCGAAAAAGAACCUGCCCAACCUUUCAGAUCUACAGUCCGAGUAUGGCGGCAAGGCUCGCCAGAAUGAGGGUGAGGCUGCCACCCAUGGAGUCUAUUACGAUGAUUCCAGCUACGACUACAUGCAGCAUCUCCGCGACCUGGGCACCGGAACUGGAGAUGCAUACUUUGUUGAGGCCAAGGGAGAAAAGACCAAGGGCAGAGCCGGCCGAGGCAUGAAGCUCGAGGAUGCGCUGCGACAGGUCUCCCUGGUCGACAAAGAUACCUAUGCCCCAAGCGCAUCUGGUGCUCCUAGUCUCUAUGGCUCGCAGUACGGUGACAUGCGAUCUACCACCUCAUCUUAUGUUCGCAAGCCCACCUACCAGGACCAGCAGAACGUCCCAGACGCAAUCUCUGGCUUCAAGCCAGACAUGGACCCCCGGUUGCGCGAGGCUUUGGAGGCAUUGGAAGAUGAAGCCUUCGUCGAUGAAGAGGGCGAUGAUGACAUUUUCGGUCAGUUGACUGCCAACGCAGAGGAAAUGGAUGAGGGCGACUGGGAAGAUUCUCUUUUCGACCAGGAGGACGAGGAUGAUGGAUGGGAGUCAGAUGCUACCGAGAAGGCGCCUGUGCAGCCCCACAGCACAGAUGUCAAGCAUCAAGUGGACGAAGAAUCAUCAGAUGGACCUGUAAAAAUGCCUUUGGAGCUUGGCGAGAUGCCCGCACCCGACGAGCCAGCUCCUGACAUGCAGCCCACCGAUCAAGGCUGGAUGAGCGAGUUUGCCAAAUUCAAAAAAGACGCCAAGGCUGGCAAUGCUCCUGCACCUGCUGCGCCCACCAUCGCUGCCUCACAAACUAUGGCUUCAACCGCCUUCACUGCUGGUGGUACCCCAAUCCGUCGCAAGAAGCGCAAGGGUGCUAUGACCAACCCCUCCGCCUACUCCAUGACCUCUUCUGCUCUAGCUCGUACUGAGGGCCAUCGCCUUCUUGAUGAGCGAUUUGACAAGGUCGAACAACUGUACGCGCUUGAUGAAGAAGACGAGUUCGACGACAGCAUGUCAAUGGUCAGUGGAAUGACCGGUGCAACUGGCAUGACUGGUAUGUCUAUGGCAUCGUCCCAGGCCCCAAGCUUGGUCGAUGGCAAUGGCGAAGCAGUGGGCAGCCGCAGCAACUUCAACAAUGUCAUGGACGACUUCUUGUCCAGCUGGGACCCCAACACCAGUGCGCAAGCGAAGCGUAAUGGCGCUAAGAACAAGCGUGGAAAGAACGGUAACGAGGCUAUCGGUAUCAGAAUGCUUGACGAGGUGCGAUCCGGUCUUGGUCCAGCUCGCUUCAGGGGUGAGAAGGGCAAAGCUGCCGGAAGAGCUUAA
Penicillium salamii is the source of this 1509-nucleotide messenger RNA. Lineage: Eukaryota; Fungi; Ascomycota; Eurotiomycetes; Eurotiales; Aspergillaceae. The record is from the annotation of a GenBank genome assembly.